AUGUCGCAGCUUAUUACUUUAGCCACUUGUAACCUAAACCAAUGGGCUUUGGAUUUCGAAGGUAAUAGAGAUCGUAUUUUAGAUUCCAUUAAAAUAGCAAAAGAAAAGGGAGCUCGUUUACGUGUAGGUCCAGAACUAGAAAUAUCAGGGUAUGGUUGUCUAGAUCAUUUUCUGGAAAAUGACGUUUGUUUACAUUCAUGGGAAAUGUAUGCCCAUAUUAUUAAAAAGCAAGAAACUCAUGGAAUUAUCUUAGAUAUUGGUAUGCCAGUGUUGUAUAAAGAUGUUCGUUACAAUUGUAGAUUAUUGUCGUUGGAUGGUAAGAUUUUGCUUAUUAGACCAAAGCUUUGGUUAGCUAAUGACGGUAAUUAUCGUGAAAUGAGAUUUUUCACUCCAUGGAUGAAGCCAGGUUAUGUGGAAGAAUUUGUAUUACCACCUGCCAUUCAAAAGAUUACCGGCCAAACAACUGUUAAGUUUGGUGAUGCUGUAAUAAAUACUUUGGACACAUGCAUUGGAACUGAAACUUGUGAAGAAUUAUUUACCGCACAAUCUCCUCAUAUUAAUUUAUCAUUAGAUGGUGUAGAAAUUAUAACAAAUUCCUCAGGUUCACAUCAUGAAUUACGUAAACUAAACAAAAGAUUAGAUUUGAUCAUUAAUGCUACAAGUCGUUGUGGUGGUAUUUAUUUAUAUGCAAACCAAAGAGGCUGUGACGGUGAUAGAUUAUAUUAUGAUGGUUGUGCUUUAAUUGCAGUCAAUGGUAAAGUUGUUGCACAAGGGUCUCAAUUUAGUUUAAAAGAUGUAGAAGUUGUUACAGCUACUGUCGAUUUGGAAGAAGUUAGAACUUACCGUGCAUCCGUGAUGUCUAGAAGUAUACAAGCUUCUUUAACAAAGACACGUUAUGAGAGAGUUCAAGUUCCAAUAGAAUUAGCACCAAAAAGUUCUAGAUUUGAUCCUUCCAUUCAUCCAUCUACUCCAAAGGAAGUCUCCUACCAUACUCCAGAAGAAGAAAUUGCAUUUGGUCCAGCUUGUUGGUUAUGGGAUUACCUUAGACGUUGUAAUGGUACUGGGUUUUUCUUACCAUUAUCUGGUGGUAUUGAUUCAUGUGCAACUGCAGUUAUCGUCCAUUCAAUGUGUCGUUUGGUAGUUAAAGAAGCUUCAGAAAAUAAUGAACAAGUCUUAAAAGAUGUUCGUAGAAUGACCGGUAAUGAUGAUGAAUGGAUUCCAAAGAAUCCACAAGAGAUUUCUUCAAGAAUUUUUCACACCUGUUUCAUGGGUACUGAAAAUUCCUCAAAAGAAACUAGAUCUAGAUCUGCAGAAUUAUCAAAAUUUAUUGGCUCAUAUCACGUCGAUUUAAAUAUGGAUUCAUUGGUUACAGCUGUGGUCAGUUUAUUUGAGGUGGCAACUGGUAAAAGACCAAUUUUCAAGAUCUUUGGUGGCUCUCAAAUUGAAAAUUUAGCCUUGCAAAAUAUUCAAGCACGUUUAAGAAUGGUUUUAGCUUAUUUGUUUGCUCAAUUAUUACCCUGGGUACGUGGGAUUAAGUCUGGUGGACUAUUAGUUUUAGGUAGUGCCAACGUUGAUGAAUGUCUAAGGGGUUAUUUGACUAAAUAUGAUUGUUCUUCUGCUGACAUUAACCCAAUCGGUGGUAUUUCAAAGACUGAUUUGAAAAGGUUUAUAGCUUAUGCUUCAAAUGAAUUUAAAAUGCCUAUUUUAGUUGAAUUUUUAAAUGCUACUCCCACUGCUGAAUUGGAACCAAUUACUAAAGAUUAUGUUCAAUCAGAUGAAGUCGAUAUGGGGAUGACCUAUGAAGAAUUGAGCGUUUUUGGUUAUUUAAGAAAAGUAGACAAGUGUGGUCCAUAUUCCAUGUUUUUAAAAUUACUUCAUCAAUGGACUCCAAAGAUGACACCAGCUCAAGUGGCUGAAAAGGUGAAGAGAUUCUUCUUCUUUUAUGCUAUUAACAGACACAAACAAACUGUUCUUACCCCCAGUUAUCAUGCUGAACAAUAUUCACCAGAUGACAAUAGAUUUGAUUUAAGACCAUUUUUGAUUAAUCCAAGAUUUACCUGGGCUUCCAAAAAAAUUGAUCAAGUCGUCGCUCAAUGUGAAGGUAAAGAUAUCGAAGUCGAUAUUAUGACAGUUGAUUAA
Messenger RNA from Henningerozyma blattae CBS 6284, 2139 nucleotides. RefSeq names its product glutamine-dependent NAD(+) synthetase (gene QNS1). The coding region runs from base 1 to 2139 and encodes 712 amino acids. The record is from RefSeq and is a predicted model, not a curated record. Gene Ontology annotation, biological process: NAD+ biosynthetic process. The transcript has a single exon. NCBI's taxonomy places the organism in Eukaryota, Fungi, Ascomycota, Saccharomycetes, Saccharomycetales, Saccharomycetaceae. Gene Ontology annotation, molecular function: glutaminase activity; NAD+ synthase (glutamine-hydrolyzing) activity; ATP binding. Gene Ontology annotation, cellular component: cytoplasm.